AUGUUCACCUUGUGCUUCGUGAGAAAAUUGAACCCCAACACCACUUCCAACGGCUCCUGCAGCUUGGCCACCUUCAGAAUUGUCUCUCCGGCGCACGUGGCGGUGUGCGUCUUUGACCGAUGUGAAAAAAAAAGUGUAAUACACCCCGUAGGAGUGUACACCGGAGCGACGACGAUAGGAUCACAGGACCAAAGUAUGUAGGAUUGACACUGGACACUCUACGUUAGUCGCUACUACAACAAUGCCUCCUGAUCCACUUGGGCUCACCUGGACACUCUACGUUAGUCGCUGAGGAGAGACUAAGAGUGCCCAGGCGCACGGGCCUUACAAAGGAAUGGCGCAUUGAUCUCCUGGGUGGCCAUUUUCACAUCCUUACCGACCAUUCCACACUUGAGCACUUUCAGACGCAGCGCACGGUCAUCUCGCGACGCCAGGCGCGCUGGCUUGACACCUUGGCCGAAUUCGAUUACGACCUCCAGUAUCUCCCGGGCAGGGAGAACAUUGUAGCCGACGCGAUGAGCAGGUACUCCUUUCCCGAGCCACUUCCCGUCAUUGUGGCCAACAUUUCGCAAGUCUCGCUCUCGGAUGUCGUCAAGCAGCAAAUUGUCGACGCGUACAAAACCGAUGCAUUCUGCCAGCAAGCCCUGAACAACAUCACGUCGGUCGCAUCGGAGUUCAAGAUUAUUGACGCAUUGCUGUAUUUACGGGGCCGGCUUGUCAUUCCACUACUAGCCCCGCUCCGUGAGUCCAUCCUGCACGAUGCUCAUGACGCGCUGGGGCACCUAGGUGAUGUAAAAAUGUACCAGACUGUUAUACAGACGUACUUUUGGCCGAACAUGUCCCGCCACGUCAAGCAAUACGUGCAACAAUGUGACUCAUGUCAACGAACCAAGGCCCGUACCACUCGCGUCGCGGGCAAGCUUCACUCCCUUCCCGUUCCAGUGCGCCCCAUGACGGACAUCGCCGUUGACUUUGUCGGACCGUUGCCAACAAACAAGGGGUUCGACCGUGUCUUGACGAUCACCGAUCGACUGUCGGGAUAUGUCCGCCUCAUCCCUGCGCGCGAAGCCGACACAGCGGCGGAUGUUGCCAACCGCUUUCAUGAGGGGUGGCAUCGUUUUUUUGGCCUGCCUCAACGCAUUGUCUCGGAUCGUGACAAGUUGUUCACGAGCAAGUUCUGGUCCGCCCUGCACAAGCGUCUGAACAUCAAGCUGCAACUUUCCUCGGCGUUCCACCCCGAGACUGACGGGCGCAGCGAGAAGACGAACAAGACCGCAUUCCAGAUCCUACGCUCGCUUGUCAACAGGGAACAAUCCAAUUGGGUUGAAUGUCUCACCGCUUGUGAGUAUGCCAUCAACUCAUCGGUCAACGUUUCGACGGGGAAGACCCCGUUUGAGCUUGUCCUGGGGUACACACCCACCCUCGCCCCGCUUGCCCCUAUUGAGGGCGACGAGGAGCUCCCAUCGGUUGAGGAGCUGCUCGCACUUCGCUUCCAGUCAUGCGAGGAGGCACGAGACCAACUCGCUGUGUCCAAAGUUCGUCAAGCCGCCCAAGCCAACAAGGACCGCGCGGAUGAACCUUCAUGGGCCGUCGGGGACCUUGUGCUGCUCGACUCAAGUGACCGCAGGAAGCGACUUCACACCCGCAAGCGCCGCGCAGCCAAGCUCAUGGACCGUUUCGACGGCCCUUAUCGCAUUGUUGCGGCGCAGCCAGGGAUCUCCACGUACACCUUGCAACUCAACAAGGACGAUUCCGCGGUACCGUUCUUCCACACGGGCAAGCUCAAGGCCUACCUCUCUGGACGUAGGUGGAGAACCCGAGUGGGUCAUCGAGGACAUCGUCGAUGAAAGGGUCCGAGCGGGGAAGACUCAAUAUUUGGUCUCUUGGGUUUCAUGGCCGUCGGAUAGCGAUUCAUGGGAGCCUGCCGAGGCACUGGAGGACACGGAGGCAUUGGAGUGUUGGGAACAUCGGAACGAGGAAUGAGAGUGUUUUUUCAGAGGGGAGCUUUGUGUCAAGGAGGGGAGAGUGUAAGGCAAGGCCUUACGACGGGCCACAGGCAUUAGAAAUAGAGCUUGCGCGCACCUAGCUUCUUCAGCUCUCUCUUCAUCGAGCUGACACCAGAAGCUAGUUGUAAUCCAUAUAACUUGCACCUGUCAUCUUCGGUCACCAGUGAGGCUCCGCUGUCCGAGACAGCGUGCCUUUCAUCUUCCAGAGCCGAUGCAACUGUUAUCCUCGAGUUCUCGCGGCAGCCAUCGGAACCUCCAACAUUGCUUGCUCCUCAGGCCCAAUCGUUCCAGCCCCCUUUACCAACUCCUGGUUGGUUUGCAAGUCGCUCGCCACCAAAAUCAGCCACAAAUGAAGCGCAAUAUGGAGUGCCCACCAGUCCCCAAUGGUCCCUAAUCUCCUCAAGGAGAUCACGAGUCCGAGCGAGCUUCUUCGGUCGGGGGAUCAAUGGGGUCAAGUGA
Molecule: messenger RNA, 2465 nt
Organism: Microbotryum saponariae
Lineage: Eukaryota; Fungi; Basidiomycota; Microbotryomycetes; Microbotryales; Microbotryaceae
Source: the annotation of a GenBank genome assembly